Molecule: messenger RNA, 6361 nt
Organism: Liolophura sinensis
Lineage: Eukaryota; Metazoa; Mollusca; Polyplacophora; Chitonida; Chitonidae
Product: proline-rich protein 5-like
Exons: 10
Coding region: 1951-2883 (310 amino acids)
Biological process (GO): TORC2 signaling
Cellular component (GO): TORC2 complex
Source: RefSeq, a predicted model, not a curated record
CUGGGACCAGUAGCAUAUAGCUACUUAGUAUACAGAUUCCUUCACCAAGGCUGUGUGUUAGUGGUAAGUGGAUGAGCAAUAAAGCGUUAAGGCGACGAGCUUAAGGAAGCAACUGUGCCUAUACCGCACCAGUGAGACAGUGGAAAAGCGUGUCAAACGAUGGGAAAAUGCGUACGGAAAGUGUAAUAACCUAACAGAAAAGCUCGUUAACCUGUGAUAAGACGAACAGAAAAGUUAACCGGCCUGUGAUCAGACAAACGGAGAAGUCAACGGGCCUGUGAUCAGACAAGUGGAAUGGUUAACCGGCUUUUGACCAACGAGUCGGAAAUCUGCACUGUCCUGUAAACAAAAAGUGCAACGACUUGAUAACGGAUAAAUGGAAAUAGUCCGUUAUCAGACUAACGGAAUGCUACACAUGAUACAAGGGCCAGGAUAGCGGGAACAAGGGAUCAUGUAUACGUAACGGUGUUUUCAUUUCUGUACAUCAUUCAGUUUGAGGUCAAGCUUAGACAAGAAUAGUCUGGGACCAGGCAAACGGAAACGUUGAUCAUUCCACGAUAACGGAACAGAAAAGGUGUGUCUGCGUUAACUUUGUAACAUACACACGUAAAGAAGAAGCGCAUAGUAGUAGUGGUGCCUUCCACAUAAUUGUAUUCUAGAGUCGUUAUAGUAAACAAAGAUACUAUCAAACGUGGCCGUGUUGAGGAAUAUCCAACAGGUGAUCCGAGCAAUGCAAGCAAACAUGAUAUGGAUGAUAUGUUGAUUCGAUACCUACAAUAUACCCAACACAGCUCCAGACUUUCGUCUUAGUAAGGGAAGGAGGCAAAAACAGGGGACGAAUAUAAAUGUUACGGUCAUUCACACGACAAAGGAAACGUAUCUGCCAUAUCAAUCAAAGAAUCAUAGGAUGGUGGAGAGGCUGAGAUUCGCUAUACGUGAUGAGAAAUAACAGUAAAACUGAAACGUACAUGAGAUAUUCAUAUGACCCGGUGACCGGGAAAUUAAAUACGUACGUACAUGUGAAUAUCAACUGGAGGUUGGAAAUGUACGGAUUUACACGCAUGGCGAGUUACACGACAGCUGCAUCGAGAAUUCAUUCAACGGUGUGAAAGUACGGUAGACAAAAACGAACACAGCGACGUAGAGAGAGGGGGACGUAUUCACUUGAACACAGGCAGUUUGGAGGCAGUGUAUGUAUCGUUGUGCAACUCCAAUGCUCUCCCGAAGCCGCGCACGUGUGAAGCAUUGUUACAUAGCGGUACAGCGGCUUGACUGUCGUGUUUACCCCCUAGCCACACUCCACAUCAUGGACGCUGGCGGUGCGUAACCCGCUGAGAACUACAGCUGGGGAUUUCCGAGCGGACUUGUUAACAACGAUUCUCGUUCAAGAGUGUUCACCCGAGAGGGAAUGGAACUUAACAAAGCUUAGCCAAGGAGCGAUCACUGCUGUGCACGAUCGCAACAAGUCUUAAUUGUGGGGUGACAGGGAAUUACGAUGCUGUAUACCUGAGUCUCACUGUACGUGUUUACAUGUACGUGACAAUUAGAGAGAGUCUAUAUAUGUACAUAUAUACGUCCAUAGGCAAAUUGCAUUAAUUUCUUCAGACCACGCGUGGUUACAAUUGUAACUGGCGGACCGAUUUAAUUAUAGAUACCUCUCACUUUGUGGAAAAUCGUAGCUGAAGCUGACCCAGUUAUUUUUUCGGUGUCACCGUGGCGGUUUUAUGUCGUGAUUUGAUUGAUGUUGACUAUACCGCUUCUCAGCGGGUCCCUUGUACUGACUGAUUGCAAACGGUAAUUCUGCGUGUGUCACCUGACGAAAACAAGGCACGAGAGGCAUUUAUCUACGAGGAAGAUCGCCACUGAUGGGCGAAGUGGUCAAGUCGCGUACACCGAGACGUCGAAUUUCACAAAAUUUGUGGUCGUUCAAGUCUAAUCAACAGUAUUGAGAUGUCAGUGAAGUUUUCCCAGCUGAAGAGACACAGUCUCGCCACCAUCUCGGACUUUCUCGGACGUGGGUCAGGUGAUCGGGGCUACACUCUACCGUCAUUCCGAGGAUUCUCCAAUCUGGGCACGGACUCCUCAGUGAAGAAUGAACUGCUGGAGAGUGUCCAGACAGCCAUCGUCCAACUGUUCCAGAAGAAACGCCUGGCCACCGAGCUCCACAUCCUUCAGGAGAAUGUCAGACGCCUGACUAAGACGGACAGUUCUCCACCCAUAUAUGAUUACUUCAAGGAAAAGUUGUUGCGGAAAGGAAUGGUGAUUUUGCGGGAGUCAAUGAAGAACCAAACAGGAGCAAGUCUGCUUGAGAAACUGGGACAACAGUGGAGUCAUUUCUACACGGUGAUCCUGCCGCUGCUUCAGGCCAUCCUCUAUCCGCUACCAGAGAUGGAUUUGCCUAUUCGUGAAACUUGCCUGGUAGAAUUUCGAGACACAGUCGUUUUAAAAAUAAACCUCAUGGAGAGUUUGGAAUUCCCUGACGUUGAGGUUUCUCCCCUUAUAGAACAGAUGUUACUCGUAUUACAGAGUGUCAGGGAUACAGAUCCACCAAACAAGAAUUACCUUCGCUUAGAGAAGUUAGUAGCCAGAGUUGUCGUCCCUUAUUUAGGCCACCGGGGAUUAUAUGAGGGACAGUCCGAACCGGAAAUUGCCUCGUUAUUUGCCUCAUCGGGCAAAGAUACAGAUUCCGCUCCAGAACAAAGUAAACCAGAUGAAACCACAUCUUCCAAGACGUCCAGUUUGAGUUUACCGCGCCAUGUAUUAUUCUCUAGACCCGCUCACCACAGACAAAAUAGUGCCAUCAGUAUUAAUAUGACUUUAGCUCCUGUGGCGGAGAAUGACUUUAUGCGACGACACAGCAUAGCACUGGAACAAGUGAGCUAGCGGUGUGUAGGGCUAGCUGGCUAGAAGGGACCAAUAUGACGCCUAGGAUCUUUACCGUCCGGAAUGUAUAUGCACAUAUCAGUACGCCAGAUUAUUCCGUUGGUCUCUGGGUACCAAGAUUUCCUGAGCCGAUAAUCGAGUGAGUCGUGCCUAUGGAUGGAUGAAUAUCAUUCUGCUGGUAGAUAUCACUACUAAGUUUGUUUUCUGUGGAUUUCUAUACCAAAUACUUUGACUAUUCCAUGUGUUUCAGCAUACUGCUUACGUAUUGUUGUUACUUCUGUUGCCUUGAAUAGACAGUUCUGUAUCAAGGUAAUGGAAAAAUUACCAUGUACCGCUGUCAACCAUUUCUUGCCACUAAGACAAGCUCUGCUCUCGACGGUUAGCUUGCGGAAAUGAGUGACUAGUCAAAACCACGACGUCAGAAAAUGGAUCUAAACAAAAUCGCACACUGAAACUUCUGAGCGUAUUUUUUUUUGUGAAAAAAAUAUGUGGGUGAAAACGGAAGAAGGGUGUGCCUUCUGUGGGUUAAAAAUUGCAUUGUUUGUGACUAAGGUGUCUGAGAACAAAAGUCUAAGAAAUUCCAGAAAUAAAUGUGUUAUCCACCAUUGUAUCCCUGUUUAUAGCUAUACUUUAUUCGGCAAUUCUGAAUUCGCCUUGCUCACACAACCCAUGGGGCCUUGAUGAUUUUGUGACCGUGAACAGAUGACCUGAGGCGUGAGAAGUUUGUAUUUUACACAUCGGAAAGUUCGUCAGUAUCUCACCAAAUAUUGAACGUCCAUGUUUGAUCAAAUGAUUCCUUGUGUUUAUAGUUACAACAUCCAAAAAAAUUCUGUCCACAUAUUUUUGUGCUUUUUUUAACUUUCAAGAACGUACGUUAAAAAAAUGUUCGGGCGUUAAUGAGAAAUAACUCGAGCUAUUAAUUUCUCCUUGAUUAAGAGUACCUUUAGAAUAUUUUCUUGUGAAUGUUUGUUUUAUGUUGAGAUUCAGUGCAAAUGGCAUCAAACGUAUAUUUUCGUCAGAACUUAAUAUCAGUUCAUUAAAUUAUAUUGGACGCUGAUUCCAGACACGGUUGAUUUGCGGUAAAGUGAUGAACAAUAUACAGAUUUAUUUUCAAAUUCAUUACAGUCUUCAUUGCUCAUUAUGAAUAUAAUCCUCUGAAUAGAGAGAUCAUUCAUGUCUGUUAAGGUAAACCGAAAUAAUUCAUUUAGGUGUUUGAGAGCUGACCUAAAGCUUUGAGCUAGAUAUGAGUACCCUCUUGUGGUAUUUAUCAAUUGACAUUAGACCAAAAUUGUGUUCAUCUUGAAAGUUUAAAUGUAUCCGUCAGAUAAGUAUACACAUUUACACGAAAAUGUGGUCGAGGCACACUUUCAGAAAAAGUACAUAGAAUGCAUAUUUUGGCAAAACUCUAUUGUAUAUUUAUGUAAGUAUAGGAGGGGAUGCGAACCUGUUGAGGCAUCCGCUAGUACUUGUUUUCGGACCAUGAACUUUUACAAGUGAAAAUGUUCACUAGGCUGAACAUAGCCAAACUGAAUACUAUAUACUACAUUCUAUUAUAUUUCACUCGAUUUUCAAUGGCAUGCUUUUCUAACAAUUUAUUGACGACUGUAUUUUGUAUUUCACCGGCUACGUGUGACCAUUUGCCGGCUAUCCCAAUGUUGUCGCUGCUCUCUUUUUUCACUCUAUGUUGUAGGUCUUAAUUAUAUUGUAUUCCUGCAUAAACCGGGAUUCUGCUUGUCGACUAAGCACCCCCAAGGCCUGGUCCCUUUACAUCGUUUAAUGUAACUGUAUCUUAAAUGUAAUGACAACACACCAUUUUGAGUAAUUUUAUACCAGUGACGUCUAAUAAAUUGCAAUUAACAUUACUGCAACAUUUUAAUCUUAUUCUGCUUAAGCCAUGGUGCUACUGGGCGUGUAAUUGCUACCAUUUAUGCAUUUACAUGAACAGUCAGAAUAAAACCCUGGCUGUAGUAAAUUGACAAGAGGCCGUAUUUCAUCGCUUACGUGUGACCAUUUGCUAGCCAUCACACUGUCGUCGCUGCUCUAAUUUUUCUCCCUGUACUGCACGUCUUAUUCAUUAUAUUCAUUAUAUUCAAGCCCCAACCCAAACUGUUCACAACCCAAAUUUAAUCGGUCGAUCCUCUUGGGAUUUGAACCAACGACCUAAGAGACCCUAGCUUACGCUUCAUUCCACGAGGAAGUCCUCGUUGACGAUGUCCAGUGUGCUAUGUAGCUACCGUAUUUAAGCAUAAAAUAAGACGGAUUUUCUUCUCUCGUAAAAAUUAGCGAUCGUGUUUAGCGCCAGCUGGGACACGAAGUGCGAAAUAACUAGUGUAGUAUAAUAGGACUGAUUACCACUGAACAAGACACGUGCUACGUGCGAGAAACAUGUGGCCCCCAGGCGAUAUACACAACAUAGGACGUCGACAAGCAAGGCUAGAAACGAUAUUUCAUUGACACUACACUAACAGUGGUGUAUUAUGGUUGCUUUAGUGUUCAUUCGUGGUGGGGAUUGGCAAUAAUUUUGAAAGCUAUUUCAAAUAGUUUAUUUAUUUACUUGUUUAUUUAUUUGAGCGGUGUUCUACAUUGGAAUUUGGAAUAGGCCUACAGUGAAGCAGAUCGCUGAGCAACACAGACAGGUGGACAAAAUCCAACUCGCCAGUUACAUAUAAUGAACUAUUUACAAAUAUUAUCAAGUGUGCCAAAGGUUUUAACUUCGCUAAAAAACUAAGCAUCAGUUUAUUCACCUUUUAAACAGCAGGUAAAAUUAUCUGCUGUGCAGUGAUCGAAAAGUUAACCUAUUUACGCUAGGCGUCUUUUCAGGGCUAAGCUGCUAGUAACAAAAAUUUACUCGAAUGAAAAGGUUUGAGAAAGUUAUGUUAUGUGAAAGACCUUUUGCAUCGCCAGUACCAAUGGCAAUGAAAGAGGUUAUUUGCGGAAUUUGCGGAAAUUGGCGUAUAAACUUCUAGUUACUUGUCUGUAGUGCUUCACAGUACCGCAAGCUCUGUGUUCUUGGUGUUGUUGUUGUAGACUUGUAUACGCCAUCAGAAUGUAACAGCCAGUUAUGAUUUAUGUACAUUUUAUACUGUCAGUGUUUAUUGAAGGUUUGUUGACAUUAUUAGUUUGUCUUGGAAUAGCAACCGUUAAUGUACCACCCCGUACGAGUCUUUAUGAGGAAAGAAAAAUUCUACUUGGUGUUUAAGAGAGUUAAAUAAAGUGUUUAUUACAUAAUACUUUGACAUUACGUAUAUAUUUUUUUCAAACAUUGUUCAUUUCUGAAGACAAAAUUGACGUGUGCUGCUGUUAUCUCACUAAAAUCAAAUACUUUUGCGACCAAUUCCGAUUGCUUUUCAUCGUUGAUAUAUUUUUGUAAGCUGAAGACUUUUGAACGGCCUGUACAAAGUGAGUCUAAAUGGGAAUCAAGGCGUCUCCGUGUGAUAUUUUCUAUCAUUGCCUUUUGUUUCGUUAAUAAAAGUGUUUU